Phalaenopsis equestris is the source of this 3070-nucleotide messenger RNA. RefSeq names its product U-box domain-containing protein 45-like. Gene Ontology annotation, cellular component: nucleus; cytoplasm. The transcript has 12 exons. Gene Ontology annotation, molecular function: protein binding; ubiquitin-protein transferase activity. Bases 115 to 2835 code for a protein of 906 amino acids. Lineage: Eukaryota; Viridiplantae; Streptophyta; Magnoliopsida; Asparagales; Orchidaceae. Gene Ontology annotation, biological process: protein ubiquitination. The record is from RefSeq and is a predicted model, not a curated record.
UCACCGUCCAUUCGUCUUGUCGCCGUGUCGGCGCCGUCAGUUCCUCCGUCUUCUUCUGAGACUGGCGGUCGGCGAUUUCGUGGCUCCAUCGAUGUGGUUUCCAUAUCCUGCGCCAUGGAUCGCGCAAUCGAUAUUUUCAAGUUGUCGCAGUUGAAACAGUCAUGGGUGAUUAAUCGAUAUGCGUUGGAGUCUUUUGAGGAAGCGUUGAUGGAUUCUUCUGAGAUUGAAGAGAAGUUUUCUAUUGUUGGCGAUGCGAAGUUGCAUGGAGGAUUGUGUAAGAUACUCUCUUUGAUUGUUGGUAAAGUGCUGGAGAUCUUUCCGUUUAUUGAAGCUUCAAGACCUCGAAGCAAAUCUGGAAUACAAUCACUUUGUGCAUUACAUGUAGCGCUUGAUAGAGCAAAAAGUCUUCUUCAGCAUUGCUCGGAAUGCAGCAAACUUUAUUUAGCCAUUACUGGCGACUCUAUUCUCAUGAAAUUUGAGAAAGCAAGAAGCUCUCUCCUAGACAGUCUUACACGUGUUGAGAACAUUGUCCCACAAAAUAUUGGUUGUCAGAUCCUGGAGAUCGUUAAUGAGCUCGAAAGUGUUGUAUUUGAGCUUGAUCAGUCGGAGAAGCAGAUUGGAAAUGAUGUGAUUUCAUUACUUCAGAAAGAAAGGAAAGGAAACAGUAGUCCAAAUUGUAACGACGAACUUGAAAUCUUCCACCAAGCUGCAUCAAGGCUUGGCAUCACUUCUUCCCGUGCCGCACUUGUUGAGAGAAGAGCUCUCAAGAAGCUCAUUGAAAGAGCUCGUGCUGAGAAUGAUAAACGUAAGGAAUCCAUAGUCUCUUAUCUCAUGCAUCUUCUGCGAAAGUACUCGAAGCUUUUCAGAGGUGAGAUUUCAGAUGAUACUGAUUCCCAGGGAUCCGCUCCUUGCUCUCCUACCAUGUUAGGAUCUCUAGAUGAUAUUUCUAGAUCAGGCGGGCUUGGUCAAGCAUUUGAUAAACAGAUCAGUAGUCCCAGUUCUUUCAACUCCAAGCAGAGCGGUGUGAUAUUUGGAGACUUGCCCGUACCUCCCGAGGAGUUGAGAUGCUCCAUCUCGUUUCAGCUCAUGUACGACCCGGUCAUUAUUUCGUCCGGACAAACAUACGAACGUGCUUGCAUCGAGCAGUGGUUCAAUGUUGGGCAUCGUACCUGCCCCAGAACUCAGCAAAAGUUGUCUCACCUUUCAUUGACUCCAAAUUAUUGCGUCAAAGGCUUGAUUGCUAGUUGGUGCGAACAAAAUGGCGUCCCCAUUCCUGAUGGUUCUCCAGAGCCUCUUGAAUCUGAUUACUGGAGACAUUUAUUAUCAGAAUCUGAGGCAACAGAUAGGAAUUCAUGCUCGCUCAAAGAGACGGAGAUAGCUCCGUUCGAUGCCAGCAGCUCCCUUCAGGAGACCUUAGAGGGCGAGAUGGGUGGUUUCAAUGAUGGAUGUUGUCAAGCUUUUGAAGAGGAUGGUCUUCAGAUAUACGAGAGCUUGCUUGCUGUGCUUUAUGGAAGCGAGAGCAUGAGUAGAAAAUGCGAAGCAGUGGAGCAAAUAAGGUUACUAUUGAAGGAUGAUGAGGAAGCGAGAAUAUAUAUGGGUGCAAAUGGUUUUGUUGAGGCCCUCGUCCAGUUUUUGAAAUCAGCAAUUGAGGAAGGGGACGAGAAGGCUCAGGAAAUUGGUGCCAUGGCUCUUUUCAACAUUGCUGUCAACAAUAACAGGAACAAGGAAAGUUUGUUGUCUUUGGACACAAUUCCGCUCCUACAGAGAAUGAUCUCCAAGCCUUCAACUCAGCAGUUUGCCACUGCUGUCAUCCUCAACCUCUCUUUCCUUGAUGAAGCUAAACCCAUCAUUGGCUCGAGCCACGCCAUUCCAUUCCUUGUUCAGUCCCUGCAAUCUGACGGCUUCCAUAUCAGCUCUGGUAAGCAUGAUGCGUUGCACACCCUCUACAACCUUUCCACUCAUCCUUCCAACAUCCAACCUCUCCUCGACUCCAGCAUCGUCAAUGCUCUCUUAGCCCUACUUACCUCGAGUCCUCAAGACGAGGAAGGCUCUGCAUGGACCGAGAAAGUGCUUACCGUCUUCAUAAACAUAGCUUCAACACAAGCUGGAAAGCGAGAGAUGGUAUCAACACAAGGCCUGAUUGCUAACCUUGCCAUGAUUCUGGACACUGGCGAGCCAUUGGAGCAAGAGCAGGUUGUCUCCUGCCUUCUAAUUCUAUGCAAUGGUGAUGACAGUUGCAGCCACGCGGUUCUUCAAGAAGGUGUAAUACCAGCACUGGUUUCAAUAUCCGUUAGUGGUAGCACCAAAGGAAGAGAGAAGGCUCUGAAGCUGCUGCAGCUGUUUAGGGAGCAACGGCAUCUGCUAAGUUCGGUUUAUCUGGUUGGACAUCUAGGUAUUCCUGGUGAUGGGAGAUGUUUGUUCAGAGCAGUGACUCAUGGUGCCUGCUUGAGAGCAGGCAAACCAACACCAAGUGAAAACCUCCAAAAGCAGCUAGCUGAUGAACUGAGAAAUAAAGUUGCAGAUGAAUUUAUACACAGGCGAGCUGAGACAGAGUGGUACCUUGAAGGUGACUUUGACCGUUAUGUUAAUCAGAUCAGACAGCCUCAUAUUUGGGGAGGAGAGCCAGAGCUGAUAAUGUGUUGUCAUGUUCUCAGGAUGCCAAUAACAGUUUAUAUGCAUACUAAGGGAUCUGAAGGGCCUAAUGUUAUAGCAGAAUAUGGUCAGGAAUAUGGAAAUGAGGAUCCAGUUCGUGUUUUAUACCAUGGCUAUGGACAUUAUGAUGCACUGCAGCUUCCUCUUGGCAGAGCACAACCUAAAUUGCAUAUGAAAAGAUGAAUUAAUCUGGACAAAAGAUCUUAUAUAGCUUAUGCAUGAUUCGAAGAGGGGCUGUCGGUACUUUGUAUCAACAAAUUCAAUCAAAUUUGUAGCGUUGUCUGCUUAUGCAACACUAAUAUUUAAUGUUACAAAUUUUAUGGUUAUUUCGAACUUUGUACCGUCAAGGACUAAAUAUCGACAUUUUGCCAUUUCAUUCUGGGAUGGCUUCCUGUUAUAUAUUAUUUGGGUUGGGUUU